CAUCCAUCCACCCCCCAAUCUUUCCCAGUCAUUACUACCCUUUUGUUAUAAACAUCGUUACACCUACGGGUAUAUGAACAAACGUCCUCUUCCUUUUUUUGAUAUCAAUCAUCAAGCAUCAAAACAUCUUUUGUUUUUGGCUCUUACGUGUUCUUCUCUCUUCAAAUAAAACACACACACACACUUCUUCUCUCUUCACUCCAUUUCCCUAAUCUAAUAGCAAAUUCAUCUUUGUCUCUUCCUUCAACUCAACCAUACCCGCGUUUGUUUCUCAGUUGAACAAAUUAAUCCUCAAAUUCUUAUUUAUCUGAUUCUACAUCGAUGAAGGAAACUUCGUCUAAUUCGCCGUCAUUUCUAGAUCGUGUGAGCUUUUGGGAUAAAUCCAAGGCACAUGGCAACCCUACGACCUCGUCAGAUCUGAGUGGACCAACUCUUCCCUUGAGCAAUCCUUCUACUACCACCACGCAGAAUAACAACAACAACAACACUGCUACCUCCGUUCUUAACAAUGCAACCCAUACCCCAAGAAAUAAUGCAAAUUAUAAUGGCCUCAAGAACCAACGUUCAAAUCCCACAAGAAACAAUGUGGCAGACAAUACAUCCAACGUCCAUCCGCCACCAGCUCCACCUCCGCAAGUUGAUGGAGAGGGGAAUAUCAUAGAAUCGAGCGAGUCCGAGAAGCUCAAGAAGAAAAAUGUUGCCAUUCGAUUUUGGCUGACCGGCAAACAUAUUAUACUCUCAAGUGUUAUCAAUAUUUUGUUGGUAUUUGUACCGGUUGGUAUCAUCGCCUAUGCGAUUGGCCUCAGUCCAGGUAUCAUCUUUGCGAUGAAUGCUAUUGCUAUUAUACCUUUGGCAGGUUUGCUCAGUCAUGCUACUGAAAGUGUGGCUAAAAGAAUGGGUGAUACUAUUGGUGCUUUGAUGAAUGUUACUUUUGGUAAUGCUGUUGAGCUUAUCAUUUUUAUGUAUGUCUACCUCGUGAGAGAUCAAGACAAGAAAGUGCGAGAAGCCCUCUUAAAGGCAUUAUCAUAUCAAUCGCGUCCCAUAUCAUUAUACCCUUUCCAUUUCCCUUUGUCUCAUGCAAGUCCCUUCAUUGCAUUGCAAAAGAAUGAAAUCCGCAUCGUCCAAGCCUCCUUGCUCGGUUCGAUUCUUGCAAAUCUACUCUUGAUUCUAGGAAUGUGUUUUUUGGUCGGUGGACUUCGCUUCCGUGAACAGAUCUAUAACAGUACUGUCACACAAAUGAGUGCUUGCCUUUUAAGUUUGAGCGUCAUGAGUUUAUUGCUUCCGACUGCUUUCCAUGCAUCGUUCAAUACUACAACUGCUGCAGAUAAGGCUAACACCAAAGUUUUGCAAGUUAGUCGUGGUACUAGUGUCGUUCUCCUUUUGGUUUAUGCCAUGUACCUCUUGUUUCAAUUGAAGUCCCACGCAUAUAUGUAUGAAAGUACUCCUCAGCAUAUCAUUGAUGAGGAAUUAGCUCCUGGACCGGUUGCAGCUUGGAUGGACUCAUCAUCUGAUGAUUCAUCCUCCUCCAGCUCUGACUCUGAUGGCUCCAGCGGUUCCAAUACUACUGCCAAACGUGUAAAGAGACUCAUCAGAGGUGGUAGACGUCGCAAGUCAAGCUCAGCAUCGAAAGAUACUGUUGAAGUAGAGGCUCUUCGUACACCAUCUUUUGGUAAUAGCAGUCUCAACCAUGCAGCUGAAGGUAGUGGGUCCGCUGGUGAUGAUCAUCGUACAGGCGCUAUUGACUUUGCAGAGGAUGGUGAUGAUGAACGUCCUAGAAGAAGUCGCACUGGCUCAUUCACAAACUACGUCAUGACCAAAAAGGAACAUAAGAGAGAACGCAAGCAACAGAAAAAGGAACACAAAGCCCGCAAGAGAGCUCUCAGACAUCAAGAAACCAUCAAAGAAGGCGUUGUACCUGAAGUUGUCAAUGAGAAAUCUGCUGAAGUGGUACCAAAUGAUUCCGAUCCACGACGUGUUGAUUUUGCCAUUAUGGAAAAUCCUGAAAACCAGCAAGAUAACGCUCAAAAACGACCAUUUACUCUUCGCGGAAUCACCUCUGGCAUUCGACCUCAAAUUCCAAAGACAUUCUCUCAAAAUGUCUUUACUAAUCCUGCACCUACUGGUACUCCACCCCCUGGAAAUAUUCCUCGCGUUCGUAUGGGAAUUCGUCGCACGAAUUCUUUACCUGAUCGUCUCAAUCAAACCGUAUCAAAUCCAGCUAAUCCCACCCCAUCAAACCUUGCACCUAUUCGCAUUAACAGCACAGCUGUUGCAGUCAAUAAGGUUCCCAUGGAUGAUGAGGACGAAAAUAUUUCUCGCACUACAGCCGUCGUUUUACUUCUUCUUUCUACUGGUCUUGUAGCUUGUUGUGCCGAAUUCAUGGUUGAUAGUAUCAAUGCUGUCGUUGAAGGUAAUUCCGGUUUGAGUGAGGCUUUCAUUGGUCUCAUUAUCCUACCUAUUGUUGGUAAUGCUGCCGAGCACGUUACAGCCGUUACGGUAGCUAGUAAGAAUAAAAUGGAUUUGGCAAUCGGUGUAGCCGUUGGUUCAUCUAUUCAAAUCGCUCUCUUCGUCACUCCCUUCAUCGUUCUCCUCGGCUGGUGUAUGUCUCGAGAAAUGACAUUGUACUUUACGCUCUUUGAAACCGUCUGUCUCUUCGUCUCGGCCUUUAUCGUCAAUUUCUUGGUUCUCGAUGGUCGAUCCAAUUACCUCGAAGGUGCCCUUCUUUGCGCAGCUUAUGUCAUUAUCGCCGUCGCGGCUUUCUUCUAUCCAGCAGAAGGUGAUCAGAGUAAUUUGGGCGGAAAUUCUGAUGCGGCGAAGAUGUUAGUGAGAAGUAUUGUGGGAAUUUAAUCGCGAUGAUGAUGUAUGGAGGCGGAUUGGGAUGGAAUGGAAUGGGUGAUGGUUUUAUGGUGGAAUGAGAUGGAGGGGGUUUUUUUUCACGAUGAAGGUGGAUUCAUAUUAUGAUUGAGAUGUUAUGAUGGAUGAUGGAUGAAUGGUGGUGGGUAAUGAUUGAUCGAAUGAUACUUUUUUCUCUUUCGCUUCUUGAGCUGGUUUGGUGAUUGAUGGAAUUGCUUUGGUGAUUGAUUGAUGAACGGAUUGAUGAACGGAUUGAUGGAUUUAUGAAUCGAGUUUUCGCUCGAGGACUUUCUUUCCUUCUUACUUACUUUCUUUCUUUCUCGAUCAGAAUUGAUAUUGGAUAGCUAGCUAGCCAAUUUCUUCCUCUCUUCCUCUUCCUCUUCAUCUAACUUCUUCACGACCAGUACUCCUACUCCUACUCCCACAGUAGAUAAGUAGAUAGUCCAAACGCCGAAGAAUACUUAACUUGAACUUUUCUCUCUUUUUCCCAUCAAUUUUUAAUUAUCUAAUUAGCUAGCUAUGAUGCAAUACAAUGCAAUGCAAUGCAAUACUAUUUCUAUUCU
Molecule: messenger RNA, 3416 nt
Organism: Botrytis byssoidea
Lineage: Eukaryota; Fungi; Ascomycota; Leotiomycetes; Helotiales; Sclerotiniaceae
Exons: 8
Coding region: 322-2847 (841 amino acids)
Biological process (GO): calcium ion transmembrane transport; intracellular calcium ion homeostasis
Cellular component (GO): fungal-type vacuole membrane
Molecular function (GO): calcium:proton antiporter activity
Source: RefSeq, a predicted model, not a curated record